GAAAUUGGCGGGCUAAAACUAAUAUCGAUCCCCUUUUCUUUCAUUCAAAUCAAAGGCCCCUCUCGCAAAUGGAGAUCGAAACAGCGCAAUCUCCGAAGACGAAAAUGGAGUCCCUGAGAUCCAUCUGCGACAGAGAGGUUCGGGUCCAUCAACAGAACCUAGAUUCUUUUACGGCCUUGUUUCCCACUUCUCUUCAUUUCAUCAAGGCCCUGGCGCAGGAUGCUGCUCAAGCUCAUGUUAAACUCGCAAAAUUGAAAGCUAAUUUAAGAGAAGCCGAAGAUGAGCUUGUCAAAGUUUUAGCAGCGAAGACCCGUAAAGAGGCAAAGCAGAUGGCUACGAGGGACUCAACUGCUAUAAAAGCUAGAGUAGAAGAAUUUAAAAGAACCGUCCAAGUACAAAAAGCUAGGAGGGAUGAGUACGAAUCAAUUAUAUCUCAAGAAUCUCUAGCUUUGGCUAAAUUUGAGAAGGUGAGGCAUGAAAUCAAAGAAAAUGGUGAAAUCCCUGAAGCUAUUUCAUGGUACAAUCGGGUUCUUGGUUUUCAGAUCGAAGGUGGUCAUGGAGUGAAGUUCACAUUCAAUGAUAUGAAUAUAGAAAAUCCAAAGCAAGAAUAUUCUUUGACCAUUCGACAUGCAAAUGAUGCCUACUCCUUGUUGGAUUGCGAUCCACCCUUGAAUGGCAUCGGAGAGUUGAUUAAUGAGUUGAACAGAACAAAUGGCUUAUUCAAAUUUGUUAGAAUCAUGAGAGAAAAGUUUCAAGAAGCGGCAGCUCUUGGAUUGCAGCCUCAAUCAACAAGUUUUCGUCAGGGCUCUUCUGCGAUCUCUAUGUCUUGUCCGGCUUUGUCAGUUUCAACUGAUAUAAGUGAAUCUUCCACGAAGAAAAAUGAGCAUCGCGUGCCACUUCAAGAAGUAAAUAGGCAAGUCGAGGAAGUCAACUAUAGAAGUAAAUCUCCGUCCAAGGCAACUGAAAAUAAACUUUAUGAUGGAAGAUUCAAUAGAUAUUCCAAGAAGCCAAAUUAGAUAAUUUAUUGUCGGCCUCCUCUGCUUGAGGUAUUAUUUCCUAACUUCCAUAUUGUCUGCCUCGUUUUUACUUUUUGCUGACUGUGUAGCACAUAGCUUUGUAUCUGUUUGGCACCAGGUUAUGAGUAGAACAGAUCUAGUGUUGUUUUCUUUGAAGAAUAUGUCUGGGGAUAGUAGCCAAAGGGGAAGGAUUUGGAUAGCCAGGUUUCCUACUUGCAAGAAACCUGGGAAAAAGUUAAAAAGUCUGAUGCAUUGCUAACAAAACAGCAAAUUUUUUCCAUAACACCUUCGAUGCUCUAAAAUUUGUCAAUGUAUGGAGAUCGUGGUACGUUGGGUGUGGCUGGAUGGAGUUUGAGGUCUAGACUAUGGACUGUCAAACUUGGCCUGGUUUUCCUUGCCUUGCUUUCCUACAAGAUUUCUCAUGCUUUACGGUUGAAGGUGUGUCUUACAUAUUGUUUUCAAGGAACUUCUGUCUUGAAGUAAUAUGUUUAUCCAUUGGUUUUCAUCCUUCUGGGCUGGAUAUAGGUAUUAUUUUAUGGAUGAAGUGGGUUUUCCCUUUUUUGUUUUUUUAGAUUUCGUUACAAAACCUAGGCUCCCUUACCUCCUUUAGCAAAGGGGCAAGUUCAUAAAUUAUGUAGAUUAAAAAGGUAUCUGUAGGAUCAUGGGGCUAGGCGUUUGUACGCAUGACGGCGUAUGUUAAUUCUUUUUCCUACAUGUAAACUAUAUGAUAAAGAACAUUUCUAACUCAAGAUAUUGGAAAAUAAGGCAGGUAAAGAAAUUAAGGCUGCUUGAGGGCAUCUAAUGUAUCAUCAUUCUUCAGCAGCUGAUAUUUAAUGUAUUACUAGCCUGUUCUGCAGUU
Gossypium raimondii (Peruvian cotton) is the source of this 1875-nucleotide messenger RNA. RefSeq names its product kinetochore protein SPC25 homolog. Lineage: Eukaryota; Viridiplantae; Streptophyta; Magnoliopsida; Malvales; Malvaceae. The transcript has 7 exons. Bases 69 to 1016 code for a protein of 315 amino acids. Gene Ontology annotation, biological process: chromosome segregation. The record is from RefSeq and is a predicted model, not a curated record. Gene Ontology annotation, cellular component: Ndc80 complex.